Molecule: messenger RNA, 3187 nt
Organism: Populus trichocarpa (black cottonwood)
Lineage: Eukaryota; Viridiplantae; Streptophyta; Magnoliopsida; Malpighiales; Salicaceae
Exons: 5
Coding region: 720-2960 (746 amino acids)
Source: RefSeq, a predicted model, not a curated record
UAUAGAAAUCUUGAGGGGUAUAGCUUAACUGGUCAGGCUCUAGGUUUGCUCCUUAGAGGUUACCAGUUCGAGUCUCACAAACCUCAGGGCCAUUGGAGACUUACAUGGUCGUUAACUUCAGGGCCCGUGGGAUUAGUAGAGGUGCGCGCAAGCUGGCCCGGACACCCAUGUUAAUAAAAAAAAAUACUAUACUUAUAGAGACAAGGCUAAAUAAAUAUCAAAAUUAUGAUCCAUCUUCAAGAACAUGGAUCUCCAAAGGUUAAAAACUUCGCAAUUGAGUUCUUCCAUCCACAUUUUCUAAUAGAUUUCAUCAAGAAUGAACAUUCUAUGCAAUGAAAACGAUAUCAUUAAGGAUGACUAUCGUUGAAUAGGUUAUCUAUCCAAAUUUCUGAAUUUUUUCUGUGUUUUGAAGAUGCAAAAUUCCACUAGUGCAAGGCAGAAACUUAUUAGUAGCAGUAAAUGGUAGUCACAUAUUCAAACCUUUGGGAAGUUUAGUGCUUUAACAUCAUAUUGAUAUUCAGAUUUCCUUCUUUAAGUGUCCAGAAAGCAAUGCCCAUUGUCUAUCAAGAAAAGAAAAGUGGGGAAAAGCAACUAAUUUAAAGUCUCUUCUUUCUUGCAGCAUCUCUUUCUUACUAUUUAGCAUCUCUUCGUUGCUUUGUACCCAUGGCAGUUUUUUCAAGGGUUCAUCGAGAGAACUAGUUUCCACAGUUGAGGAAAAGAUGACAAUGCUUAAAAAAUUGCCUGAAGAAGUCUUAAAUUUAUGGAACAAUUGGGAGAUUCGAGGGAUGGUUUUGCUUAGUCUCUUACUACAAACCAUCCUCAUCGUAUUUGGUCCUCGGCGAAAGACCAUUGGAAGAAUCUGGAUCAGGAUUCUCGUUUGGUCUGCGUACCUAUCAGCAGACAUGGUGGCAACUGUUGCACUGGGUAAUCUAGCCAGGAGCCAAGGAGAUUCAUCAGGUGACAGUUCAGAGAAAGCAAACAAUUCCAUCCAGACAUUUUGGGCACCUUUUCUACUCCUGCACCUUGGUGGCCCAGACACAAUCACUGCAUACUCGAUUGAAGAUAACGAGUUGUGGUUAAGGCAUUUACUUGGUCUCGUAGUUCAAGUCGGAGUGGCUCUUUAUGUCUUCUCAAGGUCUUGGCCUAGCGGUAUCCUCACAUUCAUAGCGAUCCCAAUGUUCAUUGCUGGCGUUGUAAAGUACGCAGAGAGGACUUGGGUGCUCUGGUCUUCAUGCUCCAAGAGUUUGAAAAACUCCUCUCUCUCAGAUUUUUGGCGUCGUUCUAUUGAUCUGAGAAUAACAGAAAUAGCUGGGAACCAAGAUGAUCUACAGAGAGAAUAUCUUCGUCAAGCUUGUACUUUUUUUUAUAUAUCCAAGUAUAUGAUGCAGGAUCUUGUCACUAGCACUAUAGAUCUAAUGCUGAGCCAGUUGCUGAUUUCUAGAAUCUCAGUAGACGGUGCCUUCAAGGUGGUAGAGGUUGAGCUUGGAUUGAUAUCUGAUAUGCUUUAUACUAAAGCGCCUCUGAUUUACUCCCGUGCCGGAAUCGUUCUUCGCUCGAUCAGCUUUCUGCUCUCUGUUUCUGCUUUUAUUGCUUUCCUCAAGAUUGGCAAGCAUGCCUACUCAAUGACCGACAUUACAAUCACGUAUUUAUUGUUUGGGGCCGCAGUUUUUCUCGAGUUGUAUGCUUUUUUAUGCCUUGUUUUGUCUGACUGGACAAUGAUUUGGUUGAUUGAUAAAGGAGGGAACGCCCUGACUACUGCAAUUUAUUCUCAGCUAAGGAAGUUAACUAGAAGCGAGAGGUGGUCGAGAUCCAUAUCACAGUAUAACCUGAUAAGCUCUUCCUUUGAAAGCGAGCCACCUAAAUGCUUGGAAUUGCUGGGAAUCGAUGAAAUGAUGAGGCAAAUGCAUGUGAAUCGGAAAGAUUUGAAUGUUGGACUACAAGGUCUUAUUUUCGGACAUCUUCUAAAGAAAGCUGAGAAGAUUAAGGAGGAUUUGAAUGUCUGUGAUAAAAAUGUCAGAAGUAAAAUAAUUGGUCAGAGGGGAGAUGGUGUGCUAGAAAGAGAGGGAGUGUUACGGGACUUCAAGUGGUGCACGACUGAAGUAGAAUUCAGUCGGAGCAUUCUUGUCUGGCAUCUCGCAACAGAGAUUUGUUAUCGUGCUGAUAAAGAUGAAAGCAAUGUCUCCAAAGAAUAUGAAACAAGCAGAUCCCUAUCUGAAUACAUGAUGUAUCUUUUGGUGAUGAGACCAAAUAUGCUCUCUAAAGGAUUCGGUGAUGAGGGAUAUCUAGAAACCUUGCGAGAAUUGCGGGGUCUAAAAGAUCGUGGUCCUGGUGAUGAGGGAUAUCAGCGUAUCUUGCGAGAAUUGCGCAACAGUGAAUCACCAGGAUGGAAUCGUUAUGAUGAUGGAUUGUUUCAACGUUACUGGAAAACAGAAAAGCCAGUGACACGUGGUGUAUAUGUGCUCGCCAGGCAAUUGCUUUUAUUGGAAUCCAAGAAGCGAUGGGAGACGAUAAAUGAAGUUUGGGUAGAAAUGGUUGCAUAUGCAGCAGCUCAGUGUCCAUGGAAAGAACAUACUCAACAACUGAGAAGAGGUGGAGAGUUACUCACUCAUGUCUCCCUUCUCAUGCUACAUCUUGGCUUGAGCGAACAGUACGAAUAUAAAAGAUUAGGCGAGCUCAUUUCUUAUUUGAAAGAGGAGGAGAAAGAAGAAUAUUUCAACGCUAGAGACAAAUAUAUGGAAGGUGCAGCCAUGUCAGGGUCGAAUCUUGGUGAGGAGUUGGAAGAACUUAAAAAGAUUGUAGCAGAUACAAAGCGAGAGCUUGAGCAACUGAGAUCUUCUUUAACUGCAUCAACUCCACAACAAGGAAUUGAUUCAUUUCCAAGGAGUUUGCCAGCACAAACUGAUGGUCAAGGGAUUGGUCAACCACCAUCAAAUAAUGAUAUCAGUUUAAGCAUGGAAUAAAAAGUAGUAGCUUUUAUUAUGCUUUGUCCAUAAUUAUUUAAGUGAAUAAACUUAAAUAAGUUCCUACUAGUAACAGUACUAUUGGGCUUCAUUUUGCAUGCAUGUAUUGAAAAAAUUACGAAGUUUCUAUGAGUUCACAAAAUUAUGAUAUUUAAUAUAUCAAUUUAAGAACAUGUAAACAACGAUCAAUUUGUUCUUAAGUACUGGUUGCUGGCAUGAGUCGUCAA